AUAAGAGCCUGUGGAAGUGGGAACGAGGAGCUCGGUGAGGAGCCGCUCCCCCCGCUUUUAAUACACUGCGGCCGGGACCUGGCGCUGAAGGGAGGCCGGGCCAAGAUGGCGGCGGCGCUGAGGGGCCGGGCCGAGAUGGCGGCGGCGGGAAGCGGGGAGGCGGCCUGAGAGGUGCCUCCCCCCCCCCCCCCCCGUUUUUGGGGUUUCCUCCCAAUUUUUGGGGUGUCCCCCCGGGUUUUGGGGUCCCCCCCGGGUUUUUGGGGGGGAUGGCUGAGGAGAAGAAGGCGAAGCUGAGCCAGACGCUGCUGGCGGCCGAGUCGAUGCGGGCCAUGGCGGAGGCGGUGGGGGCCGGGGCCGUGCCCGAGGAGAGCUGCCAGCUGCUGGCCGAGGAGGCCAGUUAUCGCCUCAAGGAGGUGGCCCAGGACGCCCUCAAGUUCAUGCACAUGGGGAAACGCCGCAAACUGACGACGGGGGACGUCGACUUCGCCCUCAAACUCAAAAACGUGGAGCCCCUCUACGGCUUCCACGCCCAGGAAUUCAUCCCUUUCCGUUACGCCAGCGGUGGCGGCCGCGAGUUGUAUUUUUACGAGGAAAAAGAAGUGGAUUUGAGCGACAUCAUCAACACCCCCCUGCCCCGCGUCCCCCUCGACGUCUGCCUCAAGGCUCACUGGCUCAGCAUCGAGGGGGUGCAGCCGGCCAUCCCCGAAAACCCCCCGCCAGCCCCCAAGGAGCAGCAGAAGGCGGAAGCCACCGAGCCCCUCAAAUCCACCAAACCGGGGCAGGAGGACGAUGGGACGCUGAAGGGGAAGGGACAGAGCGUGGCCAGCGCUGACGGCAAAGGGAAGGAGAAGAAAGGUCCUCUCCUGGAGGGGACCCCGUUGCGCCUCAAGCCCCGCAGCGUCCACGAGCUCUCGGUGGAGCAGCAGCUCUACUACAAGGAGAUCACCGAGGCCUGCGUGGGCUCCUGCGAGGCCAAACGCGCCGAGGCCCUCCAGAGCAUCGCCACCGACCCCGGCCUCUACCAGAUGCUGCCGCGUUUCAGCACCUUCAUCUCCGAGGGGGUGCGAGUCAACGUGGUGCAGAACAACCUGGCGCUGCUGAUCUACCUCAUGCGGAUGGUGAAGGCGCUGAUGGACAACCCCACGCUCUACCUGGAGAAAUACCUGCACGAGCUGAUCCCCGCCGUCAUGACGUGCAUCGUCAGCCGCCAGCUCUGCCUGCGCCCGGACGUGGACAACCACUGGGCGCUGCGGGACUUCGCCGCCCGCCUGGUGGCCCAGGUCUGCAAGAACUUCAGCACCACCACCAACAACAUCCAGUCCCGCAUCACCAAGACCUUCACCAAGAGCUGGGUGGAUGAGAAGACGCCCUGGACCACGCGCUACGGCUCCAUCGCGGGACUGGCCGAGCUGGGCCACGACGUCAUCAAGACCCUGAUCCUGCCCCGGCUGCAGGUGGAGGGCGAACGAGUCCGGAACAUUCUCGAAGGUCCCGUCGUCAGCAACAUUGACAAAAUCGGGGCCGACCACGUCCAGACCCUUCUCCUGAAACACUGCGCCCCGGUGCUGGCCAAGAUCCGUCCUCCCCCGGACAACCAGGACUCCUACAAGGCCGAGUUUGGCUACCUGGGGGCUUUGCUCUGCACCCACGUGGUGAAGGCGCGGGCGCAAGCCGCCAUGCAGGCCCAGCAGGUCAACAGGACCACCCUCACCAUCACCCAGCCACGUCCCACCUUGACCUUGUCCCAGGCCCCUCAAGGACAAGGAGGGCCACCGCGUCCCCCCAGUAUCAUCAAGGUCCCCAGUGCCAUCACCCUCCCAGUUCAGACACUGGUUUCGGGGCGCCCGGGGACCCCCACCCAGCCCUCGCCACCCCCCACCAAGUUCAUCGUGAUGUCAUCGGCCUCGGGGACGAGCGCGUCACAGCAGGUGAUCACCUUCAGCACCAGCCCGGCGCCCACGGCCACCUCCCCUGUCACCACCACUGUCCCCAGCGUCCAGCCCGUCGUCAAACUGGUCUCGGCGGCGCCCACUGUCCCCAGCGCCACCGUCACCGGCAGCGUCCAGAAGUACAUCGUGGUGUCCCUGCCCCCCGCCGGUGACAACAAGGGGGGCACCGCCACCCCCACGGGGGCCACCACCCCGGGUCCCCAACUGUCCCCCCUCUGCCACCGCCUCCCCGGCCGCUGCUGUCCCCCCCCGCCCCCGUCACCCCCCAAAUCGGAGCCUGGGGACAGUCCCCCCAACCCCCCGCUGCCACCUUCGGCAAAGCCAAUGGUACCCCCGGGGGGGUGGCCCCAGUCCCCCCCAGUCUGCCCAGUGACACCGCUGGGACGCUGCCACUAGGGACGGGGUGGGUGGCCUGGGGGUCCCCCAGUGUCCCCCGUGUCACCCACCAGUGCCCCCCCCCAGUGUCCUGGGACGCCUCUAUGGGGGACACAAAGGGUGGCCUGGGGGUCCCCCCACUGUCCCCGUGUCACCCCCCCGGUGUCCUGGGGCGCCUCUGUGGGGACACAAAGGUGACCUGGGGGGUCCCUCAGUGUCCCCAUGUCCCCCCCCAGUGUCCUGGGGCCCCUCUGUGGGGACACAAAGGUGACCU
This is a messenger RNA of Chroicocephalus ridibundus (black-headed gull), 2598 nucleotides long. RefSeq names its product TATA-box binding protein associated factor 6 (gene TAF6). Gene Ontology annotation, biological process: transcription initiation at RNA polymerase II promoter; RNA polymerase II preinitiation complex assembly. Gene Ontology annotation, molecular function: RNA polymerase II general transcription initiation factor activity; transcription coactivator activity; protein heterodimerization activity. The record is from RefSeq and is a predicted model, not a curated record. Lineage: Eukaryota; Metazoa; Chordata; Aves; Charadriiformes; Laridae. Gene Ontology annotation, cellular component: SAGA complex; transcription factor TFIID complex; SLIK (SAGA-like) complex.